Molecule: messenger RNA, 366 nt
Organism: Tetrahymena thermophila SB210
Lineage: Eukaryota; Ciliophora; Oligohymenophorea; Hymenostomatida; Tetrahymenidae
Product: transmembrane protein, putative
Exons: 1
Source: RefSeq, a predicted model, not a curated record
AUGUUAUAUAAUAAUACAUAUUAUUUUCAAUUUUUUCAAAUAUUUAAUCUUUCUUCAUCCUUUUUCGCCAUCAUUAUUUCUCGAAAUCUAUUUUUAAGAAGACUAAUCUUUUAAAUUUAAGAUACUUGCUUUUUACUUUCAAUUAUUAUGAUUUUGUAUUUUUGUUUAGACUUUUAUAAAAAAUUAAAAUAAAUUACUAAAAAAAAUUGGUAAGAAUAAAUUGUUUUAAUUAAAAAUUAUAUUUAAAAUUAAAAAAUAAAAAAAAUAAAAAUAUAAUAAAAAAGAAAAAUAAAUCAUAUAAAAAAUAUAAAAAGCUAAUAAAUAAAUUAUUUGAGUUAUAUUGUUUUAAAUUCAUUUUUAUAAUGA